Molecule: messenger RNA, 2045 nt
Organism: Pipistrellus kuhlii (Kuhl's pipistrelle)
Lineage: Eukaryota; Metazoa; Chordata; Mammalia; Chiroptera; Vespertilionidae
Gene: OLFM2
Product: olfactomedin 2
Exons: 6
Coding region: 158-1594 (478 amino acids)
Biological process (GO): signal transduction
Source: RefSeq, a predicted model, not a curated record
GAGCCGCAGCCCCGCGUCCCUGCGCCCCCGCCGGCGGCCCGGACCCCAGACCCCAGACCCCAGCUGGCGCCCUCCCACCCCCACCCCGGGCGGCGGGGCUGGGCGGCGAGGGCCGGAGCGGCGGGCGGGCGGCCGCGGGGCAUGAGGCAGGGGCGCGAUGUCGGUGCCGCUGCUCAAGAUCGGCGCGGUGCUGAGCACCAUGGCCAUGGUCACCAACUGGAUGUCGCAGACGCUGCCCUCCCUCGUGGGGCUCAACGGCACCGUGUCCCGCGCCGGCGCCUCCGAGAAAAUCACCCUCUUCCAAAGCCCAGAAGAAGGCUGGCAGCUGUAUACUUCGGCCCAGGCCCCCGAUGGGAAAUGCAUCUGCACGGCCGUGAUCCCCGCUCAGAGCACCUGCGCCCGAGACGGCAGGAGUCGGGAGCUGCGGCAGUUGAUGGAGAAGGUCCAGAAUGUCUCCCAGUCCAUGGAGGUCCUUGAGUUGCGGACGUAUCGUGACCUCCAGUACGUGCGCAGCAUGGAGACCCUCAUGCGGAACCUGGAUGCACGGCUCCGGGCAGCUGAUGGGUCCCUCUCUGCCAAGAGCUUCCAGGAACUGAAGGACAGGAUGACGGAGCUGCUGCCCCUGAGCUCGGUCCUGGAGCAGUAUAAGGCAGACACGCGGACUAUUGUGCGCCUGCGGGAAGAGGUGAGGAAUCUGUCCAGCAGUCUUGCAGCCAUCCAGGAGGAGAUGGGUGCCUACGGGUAUGAGGACCUGCAGCAGCGGGUGAUGGCUCUGGAGGCCCGGCUCCACGCCUGCGCCCAGAAGCUGGGCUGUGGGAAGCUGACUGGGGUCAGUAACCCCAUCACCAUUAGAGCCAUGGGGUCCCGCUUCGGCUCCUGGAUGACCGACACGAUGGCCCCCAGUGCGGACAGCCGGGUCUGGUACAUGGACGGCUAUUACAAGGGCCGGCGUGUGCUGGAGUUCCGCACUCUGGGAGACUUCAUCAAAGGCCAGAACUUUAUCCAGCAUCUGCUGCCCCAGCCGUGGGCGGGCACCGGCCACGUGGUGUACAACGGCUCCUUGUUCUACAACAAGUACCAGAGCAACGUGGUCGUCAAGUACCACUUCGGCUCUCGCUCCGUGCUGGUGCAGAGGAGCCUCCCGGGGGCCGGUUACAACAACACCUUCCCCUACUCCUGGGGCGGCUUCUCCGACAUGGACUUCAUGGUAGAUGAGAGCGGGCUCUGGGCCGUGUACACCACUAACCAGAACGCGGGCAACAUCGUGGUCAGCCGGCUGGACCCGCACACCCUGGAGGUCAUGCGGUCCUGGGACACGGGCUACCCCAAGCGCAGCGCUGGGGAGGCCUUCAUGAUCUGCGGGGUGCUCUACGUGACCAACUCCCACCUGGCCGGGGCCAAGGUCUACUUUGCUUACUUCACCAACACGUCCAGCUACGAGUACACGGACGUGCCCUUCCACAACCAGUACUCCCACAUCUCCAUGCUGGAUUACAAUCCCCGGGAGCGGGCCCUCUAUACCUGGAACAACGGCCACCAGGUGCUCUACAAUGUCACCCUCUUCCACGUCAUCAGCACUGCUGGGGACCCCUAGAGGGCCACCGGGGGCCCUUCUACUCUGCCUGUGUCCCUUCAAGUUGAUCUGUCUCUGUCCUGCCCCGCCUUUCCUCCUGUCUCUUUUUCCUCUCCCUGCCUUUCGCCCGGCUUUCACUCUCUGCCUCUGUAUUUCUAUUGGUGCAUUUUCUCAAUGUUGUCUCUUCUCCUUUAUUGAUCUGAUUUUGAUACUCCAGUUCUUUGUCAUCCUGCCUUUUUAUUGAUGUCCCUCUUUUCUUUUUAUUGAUCUGACUCUCCAGAUCAUUCCCUGUCUCUGCCUGUCUCUCUUUCCUUCCCUCUGUGCUUCCCUCCCACUCAUUCCCUUCUCUCUCUCUCUCUGAACCUUUCCUCUUCCCGUCCAAGGAGCUGAGUGCAUGGAUCUGUUUGUUUUUAUUUUCAAUUACACCUUUACCUUCUUGGUUGCCGGAAUAAACGGGACCUUUGACAUUUGA